Messenger RNA from Sebastes umbrosus (honeycomb rockfish), 2149 nucleotides. It is a transcript of the gene opcml, whose product is annotated as opioid binding protein/cell adhesion molecule-like. Gene Ontology annotation, cellular component: neuron projection. The transcript has 7 exons. The record is from RefSeq and is a predicted model, not a curated record. The coding region runs from base 564 to 1595 and encodes 343 amino acids. Lineage: Eukaryota; Metazoa; Chordata; Actinopteri; Perciformes; Sebastidae.
GAGAGAGAGAGAGAGAGAGAGAGAUGGAGAGAGAGAGAGAGAGAGAGAGAGAGAGGUAGAGAGACUACUUCAGGAGCUGUAGCCUACUUCACGAAAGAAACAGAUAGUGGAGCGAAAUGAGCCUUUUGCUUUGAGUGUGCACCCUGACUGCAGCUCCACACACACUCACCCGAGACGACAGGAAGAAAAGAGAGCACCCAGGGAGAGAGAGAGAGAGAGAGAGAGAGAACAUACAUGCAUCUCUGUGAGAGCAUCCAUUUCACGGCAGUUUGAAGCGGAGGAGACGGUGCUCAUCUCUCUGAGAGGACGCAGUUUUCCUCGAGCAGCUCACCAGGAGGAAAGAGACUUUUUCUUUUCUCUGCUGCGUUUCUGGACACGGACAGUCUUUCAUAACAAGCCUGUUUACUCGGAGAGAAACCAGGUCGCCUCCAGUGCCAGUAGGAGAUCCUGCACCUCGUCUGUGUGGAGAGCUAUAGAUAGAUAUAUAUUUGCAGCUCGAGAAGCAAAAGGAAUAUCCGACGGUUCAAGUUUUGGUGGAAGUUGCGCAGUGCCAGAGAAGCACCAUGGGGAUGUGUGUCUGUUUGGCGGUUCCUGGGAGAUGCCUGGUCCUCCUCGGACUUAAAUUGUUAUUCCUUGUACCUGCAGGAGUUCCAGCCAGGAGCGGGGACUCGGUAUUAAAGGACAACAUCACCGUGAGACAGGGGGACAGCGCUGUCUUAAAAUGCAAUGUGGACAGCAAAGUAUCACGAGUGGCGUGGCUCAAUCGCACCACCAUUCUCUUCGCAGGAAAUGAGAAAUGGUCUCUGGACCCUCGCGUCAUUCUGAUGGAAAACACAGCAGUCACAGAGUACAGCAUCAAGAUCCAAAAUGUCGACGUCCACGACGAAGGACCCUACGUCUGCUCAAUCCUCACAAACAAGAAACCAAAAUCCACAAAAGUGCAUCUCAUCGUUCAAGUGCCCGCCAGGAUCACUAACAUAUCGAAGGACAUCACAGUGAAUGAGGGCAGCAACGUCAAUCUAAUGUGUCUGGGGGUCGGUCGACCUGAAGCCAACAUCAUAUGGAAGCAUCAUUCGCCAAGAGGCACUCAUAAAUUUGUGAUUGAGGGGGAACAUCUGGAGCUGACAGCCAUCACCAAGGAGCAGUCGGGAUCGUAUGAAUGCAUUGCUUCUAAUGACAUAUCGAGCCCUGAUGUCAGGACGGUGCAAGUCACAGUCAACUAUCCUCCCUUCAUGUCUAAAGCGAGGAGUACGGGUACUCCGGUUGGACAAAAAGGAGUCCUGCAGUGCGAAGCCUCUGCUGUCCCGAGAGCAGAUUUCGAGUGGUACAAAGAGGACCGCAGGCUCUUCAACGGACUAAACGGGGUUAAGAUAGAGAAUCAAGGUAAACAGUCAAUGCUCGUCUUUUUCAACGUCUCUGAAGAAGACUAUGGAAACUACACCUGCGUCGCCGUGAACACGAUGGGAAUCACUAACGCCAGCAUAAUCCUUUAUGGUCCCGGUGCGAUGCACGAUGUGAACGGGGCUGCGGCGUUGCCCCGUUUCUCCGUAUGCCUCCUGCUGACUGUAACCUUACUCUGCCUGCUGAUGUUCUGAUGUGAAAUGUGACGACCUUCAAGCUUCUCUCAGCAUUGAGCGGCAAGAACAGACUAUUAGUCCUGUAAGGAGAAUGGAAAUUUAAGAGUACCAGUGGUUCACCUUAGUUUUCUUUCUUUUUUCUUUCUGGCUUUGCAUCAGAGUCUGUUCUCUGUUGGCUCGCCAAGAGUGAGAGGCGUCAAUCCGAGGAAGGGAAAAAUUGAAAAAUCAUGCACUAAUUUGAUGAUGGUAGAACUACUGCGUUUGUGUCUCCCCCAACCUUUUUGUAUGUGAAAAGGGAAAAAAGAAGAAAAAUACAUGUAACUGUUGAUAGUUGACUGUUUAUUGCCCAAUAUUGAAAUGUACAUUCAGAUUAUUAUUAUUAUUAUUAUUGUGUCAUGUCCGUUCAAUAUCUGUACAAUACCAUUAAGCUUUUUUAAGUAAACAACAAAAAAGGAAAAAAUGCAAUGUGAUUGUUGAAUUUUACUGUAUUUUUACAGUUGUAUGCAAAACAGAAUAACAGAUCCUUCAUGAUAAACAGUUCAGAAUAAUAAAUAGUACACCAUGAUUUCUCA